AUGAAACAAAUCCGGAAAGUGGUAUGUGCAAUUUCCGGCGGUGUUGACAGUGCAGUUUCCGCAUAUUUGUUGAGAAAGCGGGGAUUUGAUGUAAUUGGCGUCCAUAUGGUAAAUUGGGAUCGUGUUGAAGAAGGUUCAAGCAAUUGUCCGCAAUCUGUGGACGAAAAAGAUGCAGAAAAAGUGUGCAACCAUUUACAAAUACCUUAUUAUGUGAUCAAUUUUGUAGAUAAAUAUUGGAACGAGGUUUUUACAUAUUUGCUGGAUAAUUAUCGUAAAGGAAGAACGGUUGUAUCUGAUGUUCUUUGCAAUAAAGUAAUAAAAUUCGAUCGAUUUCAUAAAUAUGCAUUUGAUGAGCUUCAAGCUGACGCUGUUGCAACAGGUCAUUUUGCAAGGACAAGUUUCGGUGAUUUUUUGGAGAAGCGUUUAGAAACUGGAUUGAUUCGGUUGCUUGUUGCUGCGGAUCCGAUCAAGGACCAAACAUUUUUCCUGUCAACUUUAACUCAAGCGCAGCUGAGGAGAUCAAUGUUUCCAUUAGGUUCGUUGACAAAACAACAAGUACGCCAAAUUGCGGUUGAUAUUGGGAUGGCUGAAAUUGCUCAAAAGCCCGAGAUGAGUUUUCUUUUGUCUUUAUUUUUUCUUUUUUUAUCACUAAAUUUGUGA
Molecule: messenger RNA, 660 nt
Organism: Cercopithifilaria johnstoni
Lineage: Eukaryota; Metazoa; Nematoda; Chromadorea; Rhabditida; Onchocercidae
Source: the annotation of a GenBank genome assembly